UCAGCAUCCUAGGUCAAAGAUAUGAAUGGAUGUUUUUGGCCACCAUUUGGCCAAUGGAUUAAAAUUUAAAAAUAUGAUAAAAAAUUGCAUCCCACCUUCUUAUGAUUGGGAUCUUUAUCAUUCAAGGCUAAUUGGUGAAUUAUAUGGAGAUUUGAGUGUUGUAAAACAUAAAGCAGCUCAAGCUGAAGAAACUUCCGAUUUAGCUUCAAAUGAUGAAGAACAUGAAAAAAGGAAAAUUAAAAAAAAAAGAAUUUACAUCAUCUGAUUCAGAUUCAGAUUCAAAUCCAACCUUCAACAUUUCGUAUAAAAGAAAAAAUAUUAAUAAUGAAAUUAUAAAUGAAGAAAGUGAUAAAAAGAAUGAAAUAGUUAACAUUCCAAUUUUAAGAAAGGCUACCAAAGUGCCAUGUACAUCAAAAGAAGAAGAGCUUCCAAAUACUGUUAAACCUCAAGAAGUUUUUAAAGAUGAAGCCUACAAAAGACAAGUACUAAGGAUGCUGUCGAUUCUGAAUUAUAAGAUGGACCAAAUGGCGGAAGAUUUAAAUAAUCUUAAGAUGCAUAAUAUUAUGGAAAAAGAGGUUCCCACAAUGGAAUCUUUAUUUGAAAAAUUUGAGUUGCUCUUAAAAUCAAUGGAAGAACUUCAUAAUUUAGAAAUUUAUUUAGAGAAUGAUGAAAAGAAAAAAGAAGUUGUGACAGAACUUUCAAGAUUUAGAGAAGCAAAUCCUAAAAUUAUGAUUAAAAGAAUUAUGGAAAAAGUUUUCUCUAACGAGUUGGCUGUGCAAUAUUCUUGGCUAGGAUUAAAAGAAAAGAAAAUUUUUCUAAUUUGAUUAUUUCCCAAAUAAUAAUAAAAUCUGUGAUGGCACUUCACACAAGCACUACAGCAUCUGAUGUUGAAAGUGGUAUUAAAAUGGUUGGUUAAAGUCAAAGAAAGGAUUCAAAAACAACAGCAAAAGUAAUAUAUAUUUAUGUUUUUUUUGUUAAAUCUAAUAUAAAGUUUAUAUUUUUACAUUGUAUUCAAGUAUUUUUGUUUCUUUAUGUUAUUUUAUGUUGAAAUUUUAUGACUAAUUAUUUCAGUGAUAUAAUUUUUUAGUACAAAGUAUAUUGUAUUAAGACUCUCAUA
Messenger RNA from Cataglyphis hispanica, 1117 nucleotides. RefSeq lists its product as uncharacterized. The transcript has 6 exons. The record is from RefSeq and is a predicted model, not a curated record. NCBI's taxonomy places the organism in Eukaryota, Metazoa, Arthropoda, Insecta, Hymenoptera, Formicidae. The coding region runs from base 210 to 824 and encodes 204 amino acids.